AUGUCUUUCGGUGAUGCUCCGCUACAGGCUGCGGUGAAUUUUUGCCGACUUUAUACGUCCGUGCUGGCUAAUUUACCCAGGCCUCCGAUACAGUUAAUGGAGGCUGUAAUUUGCAAUUUACAGCAUACUUUCUCCUUUGGCAUUGUCAGAAAUCUAGGGAAGCGAAUCAGGGUUCCCAAACGCCUGAGGUUGUGUUACCCUUUCCCUACUGCUCCUCCUGUGGAUCCAUUUGCAAAAAUCAGAGUGGAUGACUGUGGAAAAACCAAGGGAUGCUUCAGGUACGGUAAACCUGGAUGCAAUGCAGAGACUUGUGACUACUUUCUAAGUUACCGUAGAAUAGGAGCUGAUGUUGAAUUUGAGUUGAGUGCUGAUACCGAUGGCUGGGUGGCGGUAGGAUUUUCCUCAGACAAGAAAAUGGGAGGAGAUGAUGUCAUGGCUUGUGUUCAUGACGAUAACGGAAGAGUCCGAAUACAACACUUCUAUAAUGUUGGUCAGUGGGCUAAAGAAAUCCAGAGAAAUCCUGCUAGAGAUGAAGAAGGGGUUUUUGAAAACAAUCGCGUAACAUGUCGAUUCAAGCGUCCUGUAUAUGUUCCCCGAGAGGAAACCAUCGUAGAUCUGCACCUGAGUUGGUACUAUCUGUUUGCUUGGGGUCCAGCAAUUCAGGGUUCUAUAACUCGUCAUGAUAUAGACUCACCACCUGUAUCAGAGCGCGUUGUCAGUAUUUACAAGUAUGAAGAUAUUUUCAUGCCAUCAGCUGCCUAUCAGACCUUCUCUUCUCCAUUCUGCUUGCUCCUCAUUGUUGCACUGACCUUCUAUUUAUUGAUGGGAACCCCAUGACCGAUGGAAAAUAGCAAGAAUUUGUCAGUGGAAGUUUCUCAGGAUGGACUGCUAUAUGGACGGACGAUGCAUUUUUCUAUUGGAAUUUGUAUCACACCACCAUCAGCAUCUAGCUGCUUUUGAACAUAGUUAGCUUCUCAGAAGAAUGAAAUAACCGUCUCCUUUGAGUGGCAGAGUGGCAACAAAUCAUUUAAGAAUAAUCAGUGAACACAUAGGAGAAUAUUUUCAGUGUUGUGACUACUUGCUUAAAGAAAAGGAGACUUUUGUAAAAUCAAUGUGCGUGCCUGUGUGCGUGUGUAUGUGUUUUUGGGAGGGGUGUCUGUAUGUGUGUUUAGGCAAAACAUCUUAUCAAAUAACAAAAUUGCCUUCCAAAUUGCUCCCAAGAAGCAAAUUUGGGAAAACAUUAUAAUGCUGUUUGGUAGUUCUGGUGCAGACGGUGCAACUCCAAGCGCAGUUUCUGAACUUAAGAUCAGGAUACCAACACAGCAGUAUAAAGCCUGCCCUUCA
Molecule: messenger RNA, 1344 nt
Organism: Pelecanus crispus (Dalmatian pelican)
Lineage: Eukaryota; Metazoa; Chordata; Aves; Pelecaniformes; Pelecanidae
Source: RefSeq, a predicted model, not a curated record